Molecule: messenger RNA, 3545 nt
Organism: Phalacrocorax carbo (great cormorant)
Lineage: Eukaryota; Metazoa; Chordata; Aves; Suliformes; Phalacrocoracidae
Source: RefSeq, a predicted model, not a curated record
AAGAACAUUGUUAGAGUUGUAUUAAAGUAGUUGGAAACCAUGGGAAGGAUGAAGUUUAAGUUUGUUUCAAGAUUCAGAUGUAAUCGUUAACUCUGUUCUUGCACAGAUUUCUUCCACUCAUCAGGGUAAAUGUGUUGUGUAUUGUGGUGGAAUGUAAUUAAGUCUAACUUUUUGUUCUUGGUUUGGGUUUACAUGGGAAGGAUGCUGUCAUUUUGGAACAAAAUCUGCCUGGUGACCAUCUGUCUCUCCAUUAAGAUGAAGUACGACAUUUUUUGAGGCAGUGAAAUGAUGAAAGAUUUUCUUGAAAAAACAAAUGAGCUAUUUUCUUUUUUAAAAAUCCUGGCACUGGCAAACUGUAGCUUUUAGCAGAACGCCACAUACCACAAAACUGUCACUGAAGCUUCAUAUUCACUUUAAGUGUCAUAGUUGCUUCCGCAAAAGUAAGCUGGGCCACUGAUUUCUGUCAAAACAAUUCAAGUUUUUGCUUAAGUGCUUAAAUCUGCAUUGUGUUAACUGCAUCUUGUUUGAAUCCUCAUUCAGAAGCCAUUGGGAACAUAAGGCAUCAAAAUCAGAGGAACAAUGGGUCCAUGACCCAAAAGCAAAGGCCUCCUGAUAAUAGAAAUAUUAACACUGUUAUCUUUGUAAUUUACAAAGUAUGUUUCUUACCAAAUUUCUUUCUAAAACACAGAAGCAGUGAUAAGUAUUCUGGACAGACACGGAUUAUCUUUACUGCUCUUGCUUUUUCUCUAAAUCUCUAAGCUGGACCAAGCUGAAAAUUUUAAAUGAAGGCAGUGGUAUCUCCCAGCAGGAUUUGUUUUGUCUCUUUUAUAUUUGUCACUUGUCUGUGUGAAGUAUAGACUCCAACACAAACCUGUGUUAUAUUGGAAGGUAGAAUCCCAAGGCAAGAGAUUAACAGUAAAUAAGUCGGCUCUUCAGCAAAGUUUUGUUUGUCAUCUUCUGUGCUAAUAUGAAUCUUAAAGUCCCAAGGUCUAAGAAUGGUUUUCAUUAAUAUGACUGUCUUACAAAAAAAAAAUCCAAACCAAAAACCCUAAUGAGUCCAUAACUUAUUACUAGGGUUUUCUCAGUAGGUUAAUUUAUGCCAUCUCUUCCUUUAGGUGUUGAAAUCCUGAAAGAACCCCUAAUGUGCAGAAGGGGAAAUUCCGUAAGACAGCACAGACAGGGAGCAACCUCAGAUUGAUUCGUGUGAGGCUCUGGGACAUUUGAAAGUGAUUUGGAGAGAGCAAAGUCUGUGUCUGAUGGACACCGAACCAAAGUCAGCGUGUGUUGUGCAGCAGGCUCACUGCCCAGGAAUGAAGUGCCCUCCUUCAGAGGACUUUCCUCCUCAGAUAAGACUGUCUGAAAAGAUACCACCAGUGAAGCCUUGCUUCAAGAAGAAGCAGCAAGUGCAGAAGAGACUGGACACAGAAACUCUUCGGGCUUUGCGGCCAAUCUUUAGCAGUUUGCUGGGAGCUGGGACCUUGGAUAGGGUCUUUGUGCACCGAGGCCAAAGUGGCAGUCAUAAUGACUUGUGUGAAACUGCUGUGAAAAAGACUCUGGACCUCAGUACUUCUCACCCCCAACCAGAAAGUAACGUGGCUGUGCUGGUGCCAGCAGCUCCAGAUGUGCAGAGUCAGUUGCCAGUAGCUCGUCCUUCUUCUGGGCAUCCUGAGCAGGAUGUCCAGUCAAGAGAGCAAGGCUUCUCACCAGACACUACUCCUGGAACUGCUGCUGAGAAUAGUAGUGAAUCAUUCCAGGAUCAUCCUUUGCACCCAACUGCUAGUGAUGGUGCAGCUUGUCCUUUGUUCCCAGACAAGAUUCUGGAAAGCUACACAUCUGGCUUAUUCCAAGAGAAUAGCUGUCUGAUGCAAUACAAUUUGAACCCAAGCAAUAAAUUCAGUGCUGGGAUAUUCCAGGAUAAAAGUGAAGAAGCUUCUCUCGAUCUGGUAUUUGAGCUCUUGAACCAGCUGCAAUAUCACACCCAUCAGGAAGAUGGAAUAGAAAUCUGUGUGGAUUUUCUCCAGGGCACUUGUGUUUAUGGCAAUGAUUGUCCCAAACAUCACACAGUGUUGCCUUAUCAUUGGCAAGUGAGAAGGACAGCAACCCAGAGUUGGCAAAGUGUAACCAACGAUUCCCAGGAGCAUCUGGAAAGACUCUACUGCAACCCUGACAAUGAUAGGAUCAAAGUGAAAUAUCGGGGACAUGAGUUUUGGGUGGAUUUGAAUGUUAUGAAAUUAUAUGAAACUGUUGAGUUUGACCAAAUGCGGCGGCUGUCCACACCUUCCUGCCCCAGCUCCAGCUCCAACUACUACACGGUCUGGAAAUACUUCUGCAGGGACCACUUUGGCUGGAGAGAAUACUCUGAGCCUGUUGUAAGACUGAUAGAAGAAGCCAGCUGCCGGGGUCUGAAAGAGGUUCGGUUUGUUACCUGGCAUAAUCAGUAUAUCUUAAACAUCAAAGAUGGCUUCCAGCAAAAUGCAUGCUUCAGAAGAGAAAUCAAGAGGAGACCCCUUCUUCGUUCCUGCGUUGUGCUGAUGCCAUUUUUACAGACCUUAGGGGGCAACUCUCCAGUACCCUCUCCAUCAGCUGAACCAGCUUCCUCACAUGCUCCAGCUGCUGUUACCUCUCCAAACUUCUAUCCUGAAACCUGGAUUAGUAUGGAUCCAUCUCAGGACUUCAUCCAAGUGCCUGUUCUGAAGGAAGACAAAAGCUAUAGAACCAUUUAUAACCUGUUUCACAAGACUGUGCCAGAGACCAAAUAUAAAAUCUUGAAAAUUCUGAGAGUGCAAAAUCAGUUUCUUUGGGAGAAAUACAAAAGGAAAAAGGAAUAUAUGUCCAAAAAAAUGACUGGGCUUGACAGGAUAAUGAAUGAAAGGCAUUUGUUCCAUGGCACCUCCCAGGACGUGGUGGAUGGAAUCUGCAAGCACAACUUCGACCCGCGCGUCUGUGGGAAGCAUGCCACCAUGUUUGGACAGGGCAGUUACUUUGCCAGAAAGGCAAGCUAUUCCCAUAACUUUUCCAAAAGGUCACCCAAAGGAGUUCAUUACAUGUUCCUGGCCAAAGUACUGACGGGAAGGUACACGGUGGGUAACCACACCAUGAGGAGACCUCCGCCGGUGAACCCCGGCAGCAUUACCAGCGACCUCUAUGACUCUUGUGUGGACAAUUACUUUGAGCCUCAGAUUUUUGUCAUUUUUAACGAUGAUCAGAGCUACCCUUAUUUUAUUAUCCAGUAUGAAGAAGUUAGCAACACUGUCUCCAUUUGAAAACUUGUGCUGCUAAAUUAUUAAUUUCAGUAAACUCUCUUUAUCUGGCAUUGGUAGCAGUUUUUGUGGAAAAAAAAAAAUCUGGACAUUGCAGAACCGAUUAAAUUACUUGCUUGGAAGGAACUAAAUCUGAAAAUAUAGAAAAGAAUAUCUGAAGUGACCAAUUGUGCACUUGCUGUUAGAUUAUGUAUGUGCAAAUUGUAAAUACUUUUCCAUUGUUUAUAGUUGAAAAUCUGUGCCUUUUGUUAUAAAACACUGUUUAUUUAUGUUAGUAAAUAUUCA